Messenger RNA from Pneumocystis jirovecii RU7, 1104 nucleotides. RefSeq names its product orotidine-5'-phosphate decarboxylase. Bases 1 to 1104 code for a protein of 367 amino acids. Gene Ontology annotation, molecular function: orotidine-5'-phosphate decarboxylase activity. Gene Ontology annotation, biological process: 'de novo' UMP biosynthetic process; 'de novo' pyrimidine nucleobase biosynthetic process. Lineage: Eukaryota; Fungi; Ascomycota; Pneumocystomycetes; Pneumocystales; Pneumocystaceae. The transcript has a single exon. Gene Ontology annotation, cellular component: cytosol. The record is from RefSeq and is a predicted model, not a curated record.
AUGCGCUCUGCUGACCUUCUUUAUGCUGCAGAUCUCGCUGGCCCGUAUAUAUGCGUCCUGAAAACGCAUGCUGAUGCCAUAGACGACUUUUCUCCUGCAACUGCGGCUGCUCUGCGCGCAGUUGCGCGCAAACACGCAUUUUUUCUCUUUGAGGACCGCAAAUUUGCUGACAUUGGAACGACUGUCCAACGACAAUAUGUCGGUGGAAUAUUACGUAUAGUCGAGUGGGCCGACUAUGUUGACGCACAUAUAUGUGCGGGCGAUAGUGCAGUGUGUGCACUGGCAGAUGCUGGGCGGCCAUAUGGACGCGGGUUGUUUCUUAUUGCAGAGAUGAGCACUCAGAAUGAGCUUAUUUACAGCGCCAGCAGCAAAGACAACGCUGGCAUUGAGCAGGCAUUGGGGAAUAAUAUAGACAAAGCGGAUAGCACUGCUGCUAAUCGUGUUAUCCGCAAAUUUAACAACGAUAACGAUAAAGUUAGCAAUAAGGCAGAAAUUGGUGAAAAUAAAGAUGACAGAAAAAUGUACAAAGAAUAUCAUAUUUGUAAGGGUUACAAUAGCAAUAAGCCCGAUAGACAUGUAUAUAGUGGUGGGGAGAGUUUUCCGGCAGCAGCACUGGCAGAGCGGCAUUGUGGGUUUGUUGCAGGGUUUAUUGCACAGUGGAGGCGGCCAUUGGCCAAGGAUUAUGUGUGGAUGAUGCCGGGGAUUGGCUGGGCAUCUGCCCAGAGUGACAGUGCAGAGCGUAGUGGCAGCAAUGGUGCAGAACGAGGGUGUUCUGGGGCCGUUGGGGGCGAGAUAGGGUCCCAUACGGGAGAAUUAGGGACUUCAGGACCAGGGAACGGUGAUCUAGAGGCAAUUGAGUCUCAGGAUGGCGGUGGAGAGGUCAUUGGGUCUCGGAUCAGUGAGCACAAAGUCGGAAAACACAGGACAGAGUGUGGACAGAGUGGAAUUGGCACUGGAGGCGCAGACAAGUAUGGGCAGCGGUAUAUAACGCCGGAGGAUGCAGUGCUGGAGCGGGGAGCAGAUGUGGUGAUUGUAGGGCGGGGGAUCUGUGGGACAGGCAAGGAUAUUGUGAAGGAGGCGCAGCGGUUCAGGGUAUGUGCAUGA